AAGACCGCAAUUUGAUGCAUAUUUUUGAAUCGGACAGAAACGGCUUGACUUGAGAGAGACUUAACACAGGCAAAGCUGAAGGACAGAGAUCUGAGGAUUUAUGAGAAGUUUUGCUGCAAGCUUCAACACAACUGACUUAAUUACUGGGACAUCACGAUGAGGAAGAGUGAGGUGCUCGCAGCCGAGUCUGUGGCUUGCCUGAAUAAAGCUCUCUGCCACUUGAAGGACAUCUGGGAAGAGAUAGGAAUACCAGAAGACCAAAGACUACAGAGAACCAAUGUGGUCAAGAAUCACAUCAAGGGUUUGUUAGACAUGAUGAUAACAGAGGAGGAGUCUCUUAGGACCAGACUGUUGAGCAGCAUCGAAGCCUGUCGCAAACAACUGGAUACCCUGUGCUUGGAACUGCAGUUACCCCCAUUUGAGGAGGAGCGGGGCGUCACCAUGCUGCAGCAGGAGAAGGAGAUCCGGACCCAGGUGGAGAUGUUGGUGAAGGAGCGGACCCAGAGGAUGCAGCAGCUGAAGGCCUUGACGGAGCGCGACCAGGGCCUAUCUGACACUCUGUGUUCGGACCCCUACGCCCUCGACCCUAACGCCGUGCCCUCCCUGGAGCAGCUGGACGGCUUCCGCCAGCACAUCGUCAGCCAGACCACAGAGAAGGAGCGGCGGCAUGCUGAGUUUGUGGGCAUCAAGAGGCAGAUCAUCCUGUGCAUGGACGACCUGGACCAGCUGCCAGAGACCAGCUUCGAGAAGGACAUCAUCUGCGAGGACCAGGAGGCCUUCUGCCUGUCCAAAGACAACAUCGCCUCACUCAAACUCCUUCUCGGCCAACUAGAGGAGAGGAAGGCAGAGAACCAGGCGGUGUGUGAGGCUCACAGGGAGAAGAUCCAGGAGCUGUGGGACAGACUGCAGGUGCCCCAGGAGGAGAGAGAGCUCUUCUCAGAGCACAUGGUCGUCUCCAAGAAGAAGAACCUGGAUGCUUUGGAGGCAGAGGGCAGGCGACUGAUGGAGCUCAAACAACUGAACAUGCAAAACGUUACUGAAGCCAUCCGCUCAGAGAUCGCAGUGCUCUGGGAGAAAUGCUUCUUCAGCAGUGAUCAGCAACAGGCCUUUGUGCCCUAUUAUAGCAAUGAUUUUACAGAGCAGCUGUUGGGGCUGCACGAAGCUGAGAUCCUGAGGCUGAAGCAGCACUAUGAAGAACACAAGGAGCUGUUUGAGGGGGUUCAACGCUGGGAGGAGAGCUGGAGACUCUUCCUGGAACUAGAGAAAAAAGCCACAGACCCCUCCAGGUUCACCAACAGAGGAGGGAAUCUGCUGAAAGAGGAGAAACAGAAAGCCGAGCUCCACAAAAGCCUGCCCAAGCUGGAGAAGAAGCUGAAGGCUCAGAUUGAUGUGUGGGAGCAGGAGCAGGCCAGGGAGUUCCUGGUGAAUGGACAGAAGUUCCUGCAGUUUGUAGAGGAGCAGUGGGAGCUGCACCGCAUCGAGAAAGAGAAUGAGAAGCUGGAGAGGCAACUGAAAAAGAGCAAGCAGAUUGAGGUGGAUAUGCUGUAUGGGACAGCUGUCCGGACGCCUACCAAAAGGAGAUUCCUUGGCACAACUACCCCCAGCAAAGCACGAAAGUUCAAUGGCACCACCUCCAGCCUCUCUAGUGCCAACUCUAACAGCACCAUGCGCUCAGCCUAUGGCGGAACUGUCUGCCACUCACCCUCCCGCCCCCCUCUGUCAGUCAACAAGGUCCCAUCGGUACGGACCCCGGGUCGCAGUAAGCCCCCUCUUGCGGGACUGCAGGAGCGCAACAAGGAGAACAUGGGCCAGGUGACCGGAGUUGGAGUCCCUCUUCAGAGCGGUGGGUUUAAAACCCUGGCUAGUCCGCAGCGUAACUUCAGCAUUAACUCUGUCGCCAGCACUUAUUCCGAGUUUGCGACAUGCUUAAUCAACACAGUAAUCGAAUCGGUUCAAUCAAGCGAGACCUCUCCAAGGCCACUAACACCAAGAGCAAGCCAGACAUACUGAACUCCACCAUUGCUCACCUUUGACCCCCUGACACCAGACAAUGACGCGGUUGGUUGAUUGACAUCCUGUGUUUGUGUCCCAUCAAGUCCCCACCAGCUGUCAUUUUAAAGUGGAUCACUAUCCUUUUUUUGUCUGCGUUUAUGUAAAUUUAAGGUAAUACUAUAUGUAUAUACAGUGCCUUGCGAAAGUAUUCGGCCCCCUUGAACUUUGCGACCUUUUGCCACAUUUCAGGCUUCAAACAUAAAGAUAUAA
Messenger RNA from Oncorhynchus mykiss (rainbow trout), 2262 nucleotides. Lineage: Eukaryota; Metazoa; Chordata; Actinopteri; Salmoniformes; Salmonidae. The record is from RefSeq and is a predicted model, not a curated record.